AUGCAGGCAUUAAUUUUGUGGUCACUAUUAGGAUUACUUGUGACCAAAGUAAGUGCUGCUACUACUACUAUUUCAGCACCUACAACUUUGUCAGGUGAUCAAACAUUUUCUGAUGAUAUCGUAAUUGAGUCAGGUGCUACUCUUGCAUUGGUAUCGGGUUCUUCAUAUUCUUUCAACGGUAAUAUUAAUGUUAAGGGUUCUUUAGAUAUUAUUGGUGAUUCAACAGACGGGUUAAGUAAUCUACAAUUUGGUUCUACUACGACAAUUACAAACAGUGGUAACAUCAACAUCGAAAAUAUUAAGUCAGCAGGUUCCGCUACUGAUUUUGUCAUUGCCCCAGCCCGUAUCGAUAACUCUGGUACAUUUACUGUCUCACAAUUAAGGGCGGCUGCUAGUGUACUAGGUACUAAUUUCACUAUAGCUCCAACUGAAUCAUUUAUCAACACAGGUACUAUCGACUAUGAUACAGCUGAUAAAGGGGGUGCAGGAACUGGGUUCCUUUAUCUUGGUGCUAUAACCAAUAAUGGUAUUAUCAAAUCUGGUGGAUUUCCUGAAUUUAUAAGCCAACAUGAUACAGUUGUUAUUAAUAGAUACAAAAUGAAAGGUAUUAUCUUUAAUAAUCCUCUCGAAGGUGAAGGUAAAGUCGUUGGUAACGAUGGUGCUGUAAUUCUCAUUAACACAGGCACUCUUGGGGACCAAACUUUCAAUAUCAAUAAGGCUCUAUACAUAAUCAAUCCAAGAAUUGUUCCAGAAUCGCUUAGAAUUAUCAAUCCUGUCGGAUCUAUGCUUGUGUUUUUAGGUGUAAACUCCAAUGAAUGGUAUAAUGCUGAUUAUGGUACCUUACCAGGUAGUUCACCUCCUAAUUUUGAAAUAUAUGGUCACCGUUACUGGUUGAAUGCCACUUGUGGGCAUGCUUCAACAUGGACAAGUAAUUGGGCUUCUGUUAUACCAUCAGAUCCACUUUAUCAAAUUGGUGGUACAUACAUUUAUGUAAAUUCCUUUUAUGAGUGGUGCCCUACCUGUCCGUGGAUAUCUGAAACACUUACAAGGACAACCACGAUUACCACUGAGGACUUUAUUACACAGCCUACUACUAUUUCAACUGUAACUACGACUACAACUAAUGAAUACGCUUUUACUGUGACUGAAAUUGUUUAUGAUGUUGCUGUACCUGCGCUAUCUACUACUUAUACCACUACUGUCGGCUCUGUCUCCGUUACAACUACAUCGACUACAUACACUACUACAUUUAUUGACAAUGACGGUUCAUCUUCUACCGAGGUUGUUGUUGUCAUUGUCACUCCACCUCCAUCUACCACCUAUACCACUACUGUCGGUUCUGUGACUACCCCAACUACAUCCACCACCUACACUACUACAUUGACUGACAGUAAUGGUUCCUCAUCCACUGAAGUUGUUGUUGUCAUUGUCACUCCACCUCCAUCUACUACUUACACUACUACUGUCGGUUCUGUGACUACCCCAAGUACAUCCACCACCUACACUACUACAUUAACUGACAGUAAUGGUUCCUCAUCCACUGAAGUUGUUGUUGUCAUUGUCACUCCACCUCCAUCUACUACUUACACUACUACUGUCGGUUCUGUGACUACCCCAAGUACAUCCACCACCUACACUACUACAUUAACUGACAGCAACGGUUCAUCUUCUACCGAGGUUGUUGUUGUCAUUGUCACUCCACCUCCAUCUACCACCUAUACCACUACUGUCGGUUCUGUGACUACCCCAACUACAUCCACCACCUACACUACUACAUUGACUGACAGUAAUGGUUCCUCAUCCACUGAAGUUGUUGUUGUCAUUGUCACUCCACCUCCAUCUACCACCUAUACCACUACUGUCGGUUCUGUGACUACCCCAACUACAUCCACCACCUACACUACUACAUUGACUGACAGUAAUGGUUCCUCAUCCACUGAAGUUGUUGUUGUCAUUGUCACUCCACCUCCAUCUACCACCUAUACCACUACUGUCGGUUCUGUGACUACCCCAAGUACAUCUACUACCUACACUACUACAUUAACUGACAGCAACGGUUCCUCAUCCACUGAAGUUGUUGUUGUCAUUGUCACUCCACCUCCAUCUACCACUUACAGCAGUAGCACAGGUUCUCCAUCUUCUCCAGCUCUAUUCACUACCUACACCACUACUGCUGGAUCUGUCUCCAUUACAACUACAUCCACUACCUACACUACUACAUUGACUGACAGUAAUGGUUCCUCAUCCACUGAAGUUGUUAUUGUCAUUGUCACUCCACCUCCAUCUACUACUUACACUACUACUGUCGGUUCUGUGACUACCCCAAGUACAUCCACCACCUACACUACUACAUUGACUGACAGUAAUGGUUCCUCAUCCACUGAAGUUGUUGUUGUCAUUGUCACUCCACCUCCAUCUACUACUUACACUACUACUGUCGGUUCUGUGACUACCCCAAGUACAUCCACCACCUACACUACUACAUUAACUGACAGCAACGGUUCAUCUUCUACCGAGGUUGUUGUUGUCAUUGUCACUCCACCUCCAUCUACCACUUACAGCAGUAGCACAGGUUCUCCAUCUUCUCCAGCUCUAUUCACUACCUACACCACUACUGCUGGAUCUGUCUCCAUUACAACUACAUCCACUACCUACACUACUACAUUGACUGACAGUAAUGGUUCCUCAUCCACUGAAGUUGUUAUUGUCAUUGUCACUCCACCUCCAUCUACUACUUACACUACUACUGUCGGUUCUGUGACUACCCCAAGUACAUCCACCACCUACACUACUACAUUAACUGACAGCAACGGUUCCUCAUCCACUGAAGUUGUUGUUGUCAUUGUCACUCCACCUCCAUCUACCACUUACAGCAGUAGCACAGGUUCUCCAUCUUCUCCAGCUCUAUUCACUACCUACACCACUACUGCUGGAUCUGUCUCCAUUACAACUACAUCCACCACCUACACUACUACAUUAACUGACAGCAACGGUUCAUCUUCUACCGAGGUUGUUAUUGUCAUUGUCACUCCACCUCCAUUCAAUAGUUUCAUGACAUCGUCAAUGUCAGUGUCAUCUCCUAUUUACAGAAACUCCAGUAUUCCUGUUGAAAAAACUGCAACUACUUUAAGUGGUACCUUAGUAGUAUUAACUACAGUGGUUCAUGGAGUUACAAUAACUACAACUUAUUGUCCAGAGCCAUCUGCAACUUCUGAAAUAAGUUUAACUGCUACUAUUGGACAUAGUUCCAUCAAAACUGUUUAUACUAAUUCAAAGAACGAACAAGAAGAGACCAACUCAUUUACUACUGCUACAAAUGUAACUCCAGUUACUUCUAUUGCUUCUACCACCACUGGUCCAGCAUUUACCAACAAUGAAAAUCAACUAACAUCUAGAAACUCCAGAGAAUCUACCACUGUUGUUGUUGGAUCUACAAGGGGUAACAUAGACGUUACUUCGGAAACUAGUACUGUUGAAUCCAGAAGACCAGAAACAUCGCUAACCACAAUGAUACCACAAGUCUCUCAAUAUGUUUCUGAGCAAUUCUCCUCAUCACCAACUGCUAUUAUGGUACCUCAUGAAGGUGUACCUUCUCUUGUGUCAUAUGAAGGUAUUGGUAGUAUCAUAUACAUGAGGUGGGGUCUUACCCAUUUCAUUGGUUUAUUAUUAUUUAUGGUAAUUUAA
Arxiozyma heterogenica is the source of this 3684-nucleotide messenger RNA. RefSeq lists its product as uncharacterized. NCBI's taxonomy places the organism in Eukaryota, Fungi, Ascomycota, Saccharomycetes, Saccharomycetales, Saccharomycetaceae. The transcript has a single exon. The coding region runs from base 1 to 3684 and encodes 1227 amino acids. The record is from RefSeq and is a predicted model, not a curated record.